Molecule: messenger RNA, 1338 nt
Organism: Acanthamoeba castellanii str. Neff
Lineage: Eukaryota; Discosea; Longamoebia; Acanthamoebidae
Exons: 5
Coding region: 1-1338 (445 amino acids)
Biological process (GO): transmembrane transport
Source: RefSeq, a predicted model, not a curated record
AUGCAGAGGCGAGGCUACGCCCGAGAUGACGAAUUGCGCUUCCUCCCGCGCCGUCCAUUCGGGGCUUGGGAGGCGGGGGAGAAGGAGGGAGAUUUUGUCAGCGACGAAGAAGGAUACCAACCAAUUGGCGACACGGAGAAGGAUCAAGCGCUGGUCGCGCGGCGCUACGAGAUGAUGACCGAGGUCCUACGCGCGGGAUCGCUCAUGCUCGCCGCGCUACUCGCAUUUGGCGCGAUGCUGGUCUACUUGCGCUUCCUCAUGGUGCCCCUCGUCUUCUCGCGCUUCCUCGUUUACGCGUUCCAGCCCCUCGUCAAGUACCUCAGCGGCCGACGGCCGUUCUCGUGCCUUGGAUCCACCGUGCGCCUCGCAUUGCCGCGAUGGGCGUCGGUCCUGAUCAUCCUGUCCCUCAUCAUUGCAACGCUGCUCCUCCUCUGCUUGGUGCUGGGAUUCACCAUCAACGAUCUCAUCUCCAAUUCCGAGUACUACCUGCUACGUAUCGAUCGCCUCUCCAACUCUCUGGUCGCCUUUGCCGAAACGCUGGGCUACAACAAGGAGGACAUCAAGAAGAUGCUGCCCGAGUUCCAAGUCAGCGCGUACGUGCUGGCCCUGCUCGAGUUCAUCACCAACCGCUUCCCCGAGAUGAUCCUCGUGCUGCUCAUCGUCGUCUACAUGCUGCUCGACCUCGAGGACCAGGAAGAGCAGCUCCUGGCGCACCACAAGCGCUCGCUCGCCGCCAAGCGCGCCCACCGCAUCGACAAGCACAUCCGCACCUACGUCAUCAUUCACAGCUUGAUUUCGCUAGCGGCUGCGGUAUGCACGACUUUCAUUCUGUUGGUAUUCGAGGUCGAUCUGGCGCUCUUCUUUGGCCUGGUGACGUUCGUGCUGGGCUACAUCCCCAACAUCGGCCCGGCCAUCUCCAUAUUCCUGCCCCUGCCCAUGGUCGUCCUCGAUCCUCGGCCCGUUGCCGUCCGUCUCAUCUUCAUUUUCAUCUUCCUCGCCAUCACUCAGUUUGUGGAGCCGAAGGUGUUGGGUCGCGUGAUGAACAUCCCUCCCGUCACCAUCAUCGUGGCCCUCCUGUUCUGGGGCUCGGUGUGGGGCAUCGUCGGUGCCAUCAUCUCGGUGCCGUUGACCGUUUCCAUCAAGAUGUAUCUGGAGAGCUUGGAUCAUCCUGCAACACAAGCCGUAGCGGGGAUGCUGGGCGGCAAUUUCAGCGCGUUCGAUCUCACUCGCGAGGACUUGGAGCUCGAGCCCGAAGACGAACAGGCCGCCAGCUUCCCUCAGAACGACGAGCCCGUCGUCGACAUGCAGGCGCCCAAGCCCACCGCAGUCUACUACUAG